CCAGACGAUUGAUAAUUAAGGUAUUCAGAGAUGGGAUGGCCACCACAUGAAAGCGUCCAUGAAGGAUGCGAUGCAUUCAACGCGUCGCAUCUCACCACUACAAACACAGCAACAAAUCGGGGAUUACUACAUACAAACACGCAGGCCGUCACCUCAGCACACAGGCAGGAAAACCCCUCCCAUAUAUCCAUCUCUCUAUCUGCGCGUCUAUCCAGCUGUCUAUGAGAAGAGUGAUCGCCUGUAGUAGAGGAGGGCAGCGAGUAUGGCGGCCACGGCCAUCGCACACAGCGAUAUCGGAUGGAAUGCCGCCGCGAUGACGACCCUUGCGCCGCCCUGCCAGUCGAAGGGCACUCGGCCCACUAUCGUGUCGUUGAGGAGGAAGCCCAAACGCUUCUCCUCGCACAGGUCGGCCAGCAGCUCAGGGGAGUAGUUCGCUGCCAGUUCGUCGAUGCGCGCCUUGAGGGUGACCUUGAGGGCAUCGGGGUCGCUGGGGAAGGUGAAAAUCGACGUGCCCUCGCCCGUGGGCGGCAAGCCCAUCGUCUUGACCAGCAUCCUCUUCAACACUGAGCCCCUGAACGAGUCAGUGAAUGACACAUACAGAUACAGGCGGUGAGAGGCAAGUGUUCCGCCACGAGCAUACCCAGCCAUGAGCGCCAGAUACAUGCUGUGAGCUGAGAAACACACACACAGACAACAGGCCAGCAAGCGAUUGAUUAAGGCGUCCAGUGCUGGCAUGUGUAUGAGCGCACGGUGACUCACCGUAUGGAAUGAGGAAUGCGGGGUUCUCGGCUGUCUUGUCCUUGAUCCUCUCGACGUAGUACUUGACGGCGCGCCGCUCAGCCCCCUCCUUGACCACUUUCUCCACCCGUCCUUUGUCGCCAUUGUAGAAGUAGGCUAUGUCAUCCAGAAAGGCCUGCACACGAGCACACAACGUCAGUCAACUGCGUGCCGGGCCAGUCAGUCGUGGAGUCUUCGCCCACCUGCUUGCGGAAGAGGUCUGGGAUGUUGAGUGCCUCUCCCUCCUUGACGUUCUUCGCCGCCAGCUUGGCGAUGAGGUCCUCUAUCGUCGCGUACACGUGAUAGAAGUCAGCAACCAGCGACGCCCAUAUCGUGCGGCUUCCGAAUGCCGUCGCCGCUCUGACCGAAAUGAACCUGUUGCGCACACAGAUAUACGUCGUUUGCAGUUCUUCGAGCUGUUCACGUGCGGAGGAGAGGUCACGCUCUUUGUGAGUGUUUUUCCGUACUUGUCACUUCGAUCGUGUGAUCCCUUGCUCUCCUCGCUGAGACGCUGGCAGAAAGACGGCGGCUUUUCCAUGCUUCUCUGAAC
This is a messenger RNA of Vitrella brassicaformis, 1327 nucleotides long. NCBI's taxonomy places the organism in Eukaryota, Vitrellaceae. The record is from the annotation of a GenBank genome assembly.